This is a messenger RNA of Prunus armeniaca (apricot), 876 nucleotides long. Lineage: Eukaryota; Viridiplantae; Streptophyta; Magnoliopsida; Rosales; Rosaceae. The record is from the annotation of a GenBank genome assembly.
AUGGCGUCGGCGCCGGUGAACAAGAUCGAGCGGGCCCACCUGAUGUAUCGGGAAGGGAGGUACUCGGAGGCCCUAGGGUUUUACACGGAAGCCCUAUCCAUGGCCAAGACGAAGCCCCAGAAGAUUGCUUUGCACAGCAACAGAGCUGCUUGCUUCUUGAAGCUUCACGAUUUCAAAGAGGGAGUGUUCGCUGCAGACGAAUGCACCUCAGUGCUUGAGCUUGAUUUCAAUCACACUGGAGCUUUGAUGUUGCGGGCGCAGACCCUAGUGACCCUCAAGGAAUAUCACUCAGCUCUCUUUGAUGUUCAUCGGCUGAUAGAGUUAAAUCCAUCAUCAGAAGUGUAUCAAAACCUUCAAGCCCGUUUAAAGACACAAGUGUCCCUUGCUCCAAUACCUGAAUCCGACGCAGAGCUAGAAGAAGAGGAAGAAGACGAGAAUGAAGUAGAGCUAAAUGGAUAUGGGGAGGAAGAGAAGCAAUACGAAGGACAAGAAGAUGCAGUAUUUUCAGGUGCAGUAAAGGAUCAGUUUGCUGAGGUUAAUAGGACGACUGCUGUUGCUGAUGUUAUUCCCCCCAAGACACCAGUAAACAGGGAAGUUCCUGAACAAGGAAAGGAUCCAAAAGUUAAUUACACAAAGACUACUUCCCCAGCUGAAGUUGCUGCCCCCCGUGCAGAACUCAUCAAAGUACCAUCUGAAAAAGAAAAAGGAUGGCAAGCAAUCCCGAAACCAAAGGGGCACUCUUCUCUGGACUAUGCACGGUGGGACACAGUAGAAGAUGACUCUAGUGAAGAUGACGACGACGACGAUGAUGAUGAAGAGUCUCAACCUCAGUAUAGAUUCCGUGUAAGAACUGUUGGUGUCCGACCAGUUAAGUGA